AUGGCUCCUAUAUUGAACGUACCACGAUCUAUUCGUGAAGAUGAUACAGUUCGUUGUACUGAUCACAGACAAUAUCGCCAUGAUGAAGAUGAUGAUCUUAUAUUUGGAGCAUUGGAAGAUGACCAUUCUUCUAAAGAAAAACUCGAUCAAAUAUCGCCAUCAACCGAUGAAGGUAUUGGUUUGCAAUUGGAUGUUGAACGAACAAAAAAACGUGAACGUACACCAUCAUCCAUGAGUACAGUCGACGAUGACUGGGAAAAUAUGUUACCAAUUACUGAAGGUGACGGAGUUUUCAGUUUCGUUAAUCAACUUCAAUCACUAACUGAAAAACGUUCAUAUGAGCACAACGUUGGUAUGUCCAAUUUUCAUGCGAAGCAUCGUUUAAUUCGCCGGGCAAAAUCCCAAACUCUUGUUCGUUGGAAAGACGCAGCGAGAAAAGUUAUUAAACUUAAAGAUCCAUGGGGUGAUUUCAAAAUUGAUCGUUAUCCAGAAGAAAAUGUUAUACGUCAUGAAUUUGAUCCUAUUAAACGUACAUGGCAUACAAGUGAUAUAACGAUUAAAAUUGAAUCGAAACCAUUUGCUCAUGGUAGCAUGCGAGAAUGUUUUCGAUUAAAAAAGCUUUCUGCUUUUUCGUCUCAUCACGAUUGGGAUCAUUCAAGCAAUUAUAUCGCUAAACGAUAUACGGAUGAGGUACCAACAUCACGCUAUUUUGAUGAUGUUAUGAUGCAAAUGACAACAAAAUUAUGGGCAUCACAUUACAAUCAACAUAAUCCACCUAAAAAAGUCGAUAUCGUGCAAAUGAGUGUUUUGGAAUUUAAAGAUCGUGCUGGCCGACCUCAUUAUCAUUUAGAACGAUUUAUUGAAGGAAAUUAUAUCAAAUAUAAUUCCAAUAGUGGCUUCGUUUGCGAUGAUAAUACUCUACGUCAUACACCUCAGGCAUUUAGCCAUUUUACAUUCGAAGCAUCAUGUCAUGAGCAGAUUGUUGUUGAUAUUCAAGGUGUUGGCGAUUUAUAUACUGAUCCGCAAAUUCAUACAAGUCUUGGUUUUGAAUAUGGCGAGGGUAAUCUUGGUAUUCGUGGCAUGACUUUAUUUUUUUCAACUCAUGAAUGUAAUCCAAUAUGUGCACGUCUUAAUUUGACACCAUUUGACUUAUCACCUGGUGAACUUGAUCGACAUAUGCAACAUGUGUCAAGUCCAUUGCAUGCACCGAAUAUGCAAGCACAAACAGCAUGUCGUGGUUCAGAAGAACCAUUGAAUGGUCUUUCAAUGUUUGGUUCAUUAUUUCGACGACUUCGUUCGCAAUCAUCAAUAUCAGAAGACGAAUCCGAUGGUUAUGUUUCGGAAGCAUCGUCAAUUACAUGUGCGAACGCUAAUUUAAUUGAUCGCAGUGUAUCCGUCCCACAAAAUGGCCAGUUACUGACAACACUCAGUGAUGAAAAUUUUCCAUUAUCAACAUCAAUGACAAAAAAUAGAGGGCAAUUUUUAUCAACAUCGGUUAGUUUACAUAGCCCAUCGCCUAACUAUUAUUCGCAUUCACAUUCUGAUUUGACUUUCAAUCUCGAAGAUAUUUACAAUGCACAAACACCAAGUAGCUAUGGAAACCAUCAUCGGGCUUCAUCAGUUAUGCUUGAAAAGGCUCAAAUGGAAAAAUUGCAACAAAUAACUGCGUGUUAUGAAAAAUAUGAAAGUAUUCUGGGACAGAUUCAUCUUGAAAUGUGUAAAUGUUAUCAAGUUGGUCGAUUUAGCGAACUAGGCACUGAAGAUUUCGAUGCAGAAUCAGCAUUGUUUCAUUUAGAACAAGCAGCUGAAUUAUAUGUCAAAGAUGCCAUAUUUACACUUGCAAAAAUUUAUCUGGAUUUGCCACGUGAUUUAUUAUCACAUUAUCGUCCAAUGCAAAGCGAUCUAGCUCCAAAAGGUAUAAAUCUCUUGAUUCGCGCCAGUGAACUUCAAGAAAUAGAAGCAAAUCUUUAUUUGGCACAAUUCUAUGAUAAAGGCAUCGAAGGAGCUUUAGAAUCUGAAUGGAAACAAGCAGCGAUGUAUUAUGAAAAAUAUAUUCAAAUACGUGAAAAUGAAUCAACGAAUAUUGCUGAAGAUAGUGAAACUAAUGAACCAGCUCAAACAGACUCAACUGAUAACGGAAUUUCAUUUCACGAUCAUCAUGAUAUUGUUGCUCGUUUAGCUACUUUGUAUAAAACAGGUGGACAUAAUUUACAAUGUGAUUAUAAAAAAGCAGGUGAUUUGUUUAACAAAGCUGCAGAAAUGGCGACUGAAGCAAUGAAAGGACGUCUUGCUACUAAGUAUUACAUGGCAGCGGAAGAAGCGUAUGCCAUGGCACCGGAUGAAGAAAGUGAAAGCAAUUAA
Molecule: messenger RNA, 2361 nt
Organism: Rotaria socialis
Lineage: Eukaryota; Metazoa; Rotifera; Eurotatoria; Philodinida; Philodinidae
Source: the annotation of a GenBank genome assembly